CAAAAAACAAAGUAAUUAUAUUCUGGAAUUUCCAACCAUUCCAAAAAAUCUGGAAGAAAUGAUUAUUAGUCGAUGUUGGUUAGAACAGCUUCUUAAAUGUUCUUUUGAACGUGCCUGGUUUGAUAAAAUUAUUUUUAAUCCACAAAUGAUUAAUUUAUUAUUUGAUGACAACAACAAAAUUCCAAUUAAAUUCAACAUUCAAAAGUCCUCUCUAUCGGCUAGCAAUAAUUCUUUUGAAAAUUUUUUGGAAUUUUCUUUGAAUUAUUUGACAAUUUCUGACUUUCUUAAUAUCGAUUUUUACGAAGUUAACAAUUUAGAGCAACAUGUAGAUAUUUUUUUCAAUCUUUUAAUAAGCGAAGGCAAUAAAUUGUCUAAAGUUCGUUUAUGCAAUUUUACAUUGACAAGUCUUCAUGAUCUUAUUACAAAAGUAAGCGAUUUAUAA
Molecule: messenger RNA, 442 nt
Organism: Meloidogyne enterolobii
Lineage: Eukaryota; Metazoa; Nematoda; Chromadorea; Rhabditida; Meloidogynidae
Source: the annotation of a GenBank genome assembly